This is a messenger RNA of Anopheles darlingi, 1834 nucleotides long. RefSeq lists its product as uncharacterized. Bases 425 to 1030 code for a protein of 201 amino acids. The record is from RefSeq and is a predicted model, not a curated record. NCBI's taxonomy places the organism in Eukaryota, Metazoa, Arthropoda, Insecta, Diptera, Culicidae. The transcript has 3 exons.
CGAACGCGUCAGUACUCUACCUGCGGUGCCCACGAACGAUCGUGAUCGUGAUCACUUACGCUUUGUGGCUCCUACCUCCUGUACCGUAUCCACACAGCCAAGCAUGCUGCUGCUGGUAGUAGCAGCUUCAACGGACACGGGCAACAUCAUCUGAGCAGCGCUUUAACACCUCCACCGGAUACCAGCCGCAGCCAGCAGUUAGUGUGCACUAGCUCAACGUGAAAAUACAGUGAAAACGGGUGUGUUUAUGAUCAGUGAAGAACACCAGAUUACGUCUAAAAUCAUUGAAAAAGGUGCCCUUUCGUGUGACGAGAAAAGUGUCGAGGAGAAAUCGGAUUGUUUGUUUUAUAUUUUGUCAACCAACCCCUAGUGGCCAACCAACAGUGGAUAGUAGUGGUCCGACCGUGAGUGUGAGACCGAAAUCAUGGAAGUAGCGUGGCGUUUCCGAAUCAUAUUCGUGAUGGCUUUUGUGGUCAUUAUUUUCGGCGAUCUGCUCGGGUAUGGUGGGGCGCGCAAGGAACCGAAAGACAAAUCCCUGCUCACCGGCAUCACCGGGGAGGUCGAGACAAAUUCGGCGGAAAUGAUAACCUCUGCGGGCAAAGAUACACCGAGUACACGGCCAAGGCCGACGACAUCCCACACCAACGCUAUCGGUAGUGUGGAGAGUGACUUCGAUGAGGAGGACACGACGGGUUUGUCAACGGCCGAGCUGGCAGCACGCAAGGAGAAGCUCAAGAACUCGCUUCGGGAGGCCUGCCUUCCGAAAUUGCUGUGCGAGAUGGCCGCCAAACCGAACUACUCCCUGAACGUACGUGAACGGGAUCUUCUCUCGCUGAUGAGGUCUACCACCUUAUCACUGACGAUGGCAAUGAGCCCAACGAAAUGGCACUUCGCUGCGCACAUGGGACAACUGUUGCGCGACGCCGGCGAUGCGCUCGUGACUCCGAUUGGUUGUUCGCAUCUGUGGCCAAGCUGUCCAUACAGCUCGAAGAAGCUGCUAAAACUAACCAACGUUGUGCAACUGAAGUAGUUUCCACAACAACAUCAUCAGGUCCCUUCUUCUGCCGUAGAGGCAUCGUCGAGGCAAGGAAGUUGCUCAAAACAGACACCCCUGAAGGUCGAUACUCAGAGACAGCAAUGUCAAGGUAGACUAGGAGGCUUGACAAACGCCAAUCCAUCCGCAACCACCUUGCCCAAUAUCUCACAGCGUGAUUGUGAUGUGCCGUUGGCGAAUUGUAACAUAAGAGUCCGAGAAUGUUGGUGCCAACGAACGUUUGUCGAGUUCGUUCGGUUUAGUUGGUUCGUAUUUUAGGAACAUAUAAGCAAACCUUUCGGAAGCUAUUAGUAACACGAGUCAUAUUGGAAUUCACGAAAGGUAGAAGAUGAUUGUUUGAUGAGCUGGCGGCGCGGUACGCGCUCGUAGAAAUUCAGAAUCAAGUGGCAUUGACACCACAGCCCAUAUCUGCCAUACGGAAUGGAGGAGUUUUCACUUUUCAAUUUCGCAUAUUUGAUUCGAUUCGAUAAUGAAUAUUGUAUCCCACAAUCGGGUCCAGUCGCACGUAUUUUUGGAACGUGUCGCGAUAAUUCGAUUAUGAGAUCAGUCGUGCUUACCGCCAAAUGGGGUGGUUAAUGUGGCAACAACGAUUGUUAGCAAAAGGUUGAUGAACCGUGAAAUAAUGUGAUCGAUAAACGUUGUCAAGCGUGAAAUUAUGGCAACAUUGUAAUAAAUCUAGUGUAGAUAGGUAAAAUAUAAACUUACUUUUAGACAAAAAGACUCCAGACUGUACGGACCGAUGUAUGAAUUCUGUUAUUAUAAGUAACGCAGUAACGCUCU